UUUCUGCAUGACGGUGCUGCUGUACCUGCUGCCGCUGCUGGUCAUCGGCUGCGCCUACGCCGUGGUCGGCCGCACGCUCUGGGCCAGUGAGAUCCCCGGAGACUCCUCCGACCGCUACCACGAGCAGGUGUCGGCCAAGAGGAAGGUGGUGAAGAUGAUGAUCAUCGUGGUGUGCACCUUCGCGCUCUGCUGGCUGCCCUACCACGUCUACUUCACGCUGCAGUACCUGCGGCCCGAGUGGUACCUGCAGAGGUUCAUCCAGCAGGUCUACCUGGCCGUCAUGUGGCUGGCCAUGAGCUCCACCAUGUACAACCCCAUCAUCUACUGCUGCCUCAACGACAGGUUCCGGGUGGGAUUCAAGCACGCCUUCCGCUGGUGCCCGUGGGUCAGCGCCGGUGACUACGAGGGGCUGGAGCUGCGCUCAGCGCGUUUCCUACACACGCAGAGCUCCGUGUCCAAGGUCAGCAGGAUGGACACCACCACCGUGUCCUCGGCGCUCUGCGUGGCUGACGAUGACCUGGACGAUGCCGGCAGGGCCAAGCGGCUCUCCCUGGACAUGACCUCCAACGGCUCCUCCCGCAGCGACUCCAAAACCGUCUCUGAGAGCCUCAGCUUCUACUCCAACACCCUGACCUAGGGAUGUUCCCGUCCCCGGGGUGCCACGUCAGUGUCACCGCCCCGUUGUGCCGUGCCGGCGUUUUCCGCGCUGUUUUCCUGCCUCUUUCCCGGGGCAGAGCCCGGCAGCAAAUCCUUGGGAUGAGUUCGGUGUCUUCCGUCAUGGGGUUGGGCACCGGGAAUGCCAGACAGGUGGAGGGGAUGCAGGAACGGGACAGAGCGGGGUUUUGCUCCAGAAUUCCGACGCUGGCCCCGCUCUCUGUGAGGCACGAGGGAUCUCCCAGCGCUUCCCACCCCGAGGGAAAAUGAACCCGUCCCGCACUUCCCUCCUCCCGUCCUUUGUUUCCUUCUCCCUGCUGGACAUCCAGAGGGAUGGUCAACCUCAAAAUCCAGCAAAUUCCCAAAAGACACUGUUUUUGACUCCAUGGGGCCACGACUCAGAUCCAAGAGUUCCCAUGUGGUGUUGGAUCAUCUCCGGCAUCCACAUCCCUCUGCUCCAGGGGCUCCUUCAGCCGCUCCAAACCCACUCAGGGCAGCAGGGAUCACCCAAAGGGUGUCCUGAAGGGUUUCUGGAAAGAUCUACGGAAGGAUCUCUGGAAGGAUCUCCCGAAGGGUUCCCAAAGCAUCUCCUGAUGGGUCUCCCAAAGUGUCUCCCG
Messenger RNA from Malurus melanocephalus (red-backed fairy wren), 1271 nucleotides. RefSeq names its product substance-P receptor-like. Gene Ontology annotation, biological process: G protein-coupled receptor signaling pathway; positive regulation of flagellated sperm motility. Lineage: Eukaryota; Metazoa; Chordata; Aves; Passeriformes; Maluridae. Gene Ontology annotation, molecular function: substance P receptor activity. Gene Ontology annotation, cellular component: plasma membrane; sperm midpiece. The record is from RefSeq and is a predicted model, not a curated record. The coding region runs from base 8 to 637 and encodes 209 amino acids. The transcript has 3 exons.